AUCCAUCAAUCUACUACAAAUAUAUAAAUAACACAGCUAAUCACAAAGACAGAAAGACAAAAUAUUCGAGCAGCAAAAAAAAAGAAAGAACAGAAGAAAAAAAUGAUGUUUGAAUCUCCAAGCAAGAAGAGAUGGAACGUGUCAUCAUCAGCUUCAUCUUACAGAGAGACAAUUGUACUUGGAAGAUACAGCAAGAGUUGCAGAGAACAGAAGCAACAACAGCGAAGAGAAAGACCCGUGCCCAAGUGGAAGGUUUUGUUCAUGAAGCUCAAGCUGUUGCCGUCUCAUUCUUCUUCCACUAAGGUCGUGGCUUAUGAGCCUUACGAUUACGCUUUGAAUUUUGAUCAAGGGCCAGGAUGGCACGACCACGACGAACCUGAGAAUCUUUCUAGGUCUUUCUCUUGUCGCUUCGCUGAUCCCACUCGGAUCCGAGCAACACGCUUGCUCUUGUAUUAAGUUUACUUUCCAUUUCUUCUUUCCAUUAUUUUUCUAAAACUUUUGUUUUUUAAAUGAUGAGAUCAUGUAGUUUAGCAAUGUAAAAAUGAAGAAAAAAACAAAAAAGGUAAAAAAUCUCGGUUUAGUUUA
Messenger RNA from Camelina sativa (false flax), 585 nucleotides. RefSeq lists its product as uncharacterized. The record is from RefSeq and is a predicted model, not a curated record. Lineage: Eukaryota; Viridiplantae; Streptophyta; Magnoliopsida; Brassicales; Brassicaceae.